AUGGCGACACAAGCAAAUUCUGUUCCUCACCCAACUUUAGUGAAGAUCGAUCCGUUCAUACCAGCAGACCAGCAGAAAGGUAUACAUAACCGCUGGCACCCGGACAUCCCACCGUUUGCGACAGUCAAACCCGGCGAGGUAUUCAAGGUGGAAUGCAUUGACUGGACCGGUGCUCAAAUUGGCAACAAUGACAGCAGUGAUGAUAUCAGGGAUGUCGAUCUCACCAAGAUCCAUAAUCUCUCCGGCCCUAUUGCUGUCGAAGGCGCGGAACCGGGCGAUUGCCUGGUCGUCGAUAUUCUCGACGUGACACCGUUCGAGAAGAUGCCUUGGGGUUUUACUGGAAUCUUUGAGCUUGAAAAUGGCGGGGGCCUGUUCGCCCGCGAGUUCAAAAGCCGCGCUGCCAAAGCCAUCUGGGACUUCAAAGGCAUGUACGCGACGUCCCGACAUAUCCCUGGUGUGCGCUUCGCAGGAGUCUCUCACCCAGGCCUGAUUGGUACCGCCCCGUCCGCUGAACUCCUUGCUACGUGGAACAAACGCGAGAGAGGGCUUAUUGCAGAGCACGCAGACGCCAUGCCGCCCGUCGCGUACGCGCCGAAUCCCGUGGGCGCGUAUAUCGGCCAGGAUAAUCUUGACCCCGAGGUCAGAAAACGGAUCAUGGAGAAUGGGGCUAGGACUGUUCCUGGGAGAGAACAUGGAGGGAAUUGCGAUAUCAAGAAUCUGUCAAGGGGUUCUCGUUGUUAUUUCCCGGUGUUCGUUCCCGGAGCGAACUUGUCAGUCGGUGACUUGCAUUUCUCUCAAGGGGAUGGAGAACUCGCGUUCUGUGGAGCUAUUGAGAUGGCGGGUAUCAUUACUUUUAGUACAAGCAUUAUCAAAGGCGGCGUGGAGAAGUUCGCUCUGAAGCAGCCCAUCUUUAUGCCUUCUCCUAUCGACCCGUUAUACUCAUCCAAGCUUAUCUUUGAGGGAAUCAGUGUCGAUUACCGUAUAUGGGGAUGGAAAGCAAUACAAUAUGGAUGCGUGAGUUAUGAGUCGCCUGCCAAUGCCUCUGCAUUUCACGGUAUUAAUAGAACCGUGGCAUAUAAACAAGCGGCUUUGAAUGCCAUUGCAUACUUGAUGAAGAUUGGAUACACUAGAGAACAAGCUUACCUACUUCUAUCGGCGGCCCCGAUUGAAAGCCAUGUGGGAGCUGUGGUCGACUCUCCGAACGCGUGUGUGACCCUGGCUUUGCCUACGGGUAUUUUCGAACAUGAUAUCCUUCCUAAGCCCGAGGGCCUUACGAAAUAUGACUUUGGCCAGUGCGCUAUCCGGAGUGACGGUGUUGUUUGA
Desarmillaria tabescens is the source of this 1323-nucleotide messenger RNA. RefSeq names its product Acetamidase Formamidase. Gene Ontology annotation, molecular function: hydrolase activity, acting on carbon-nitrogen (but not peptide) bonds, in linear amides. Bases 1 to 1323 code for a protein of 440 amino acids. NCBI's taxonomy places the organism in Eukaryota, Fungi, Basidiomycota, Agaricomycetes, Agaricales, Physalacriaceae. The record is from RefSeq and is a predicted model, not a curated record. The transcript has 25 exons.